UCACCUGUUGUGUAUUUACAACCAAUAGGGAAAACAAUACGACGCCUCAGGGGUUAGGGCAACCAAUGAGACGGCCGAGAGGGAGUCACGUGAUGAGGGUGUCGGAAGGAGCAAGACGGACGUUUUUGUCGACCAAUAAGCGCAAGGGGAGGGUACGCGGUUGACGAAUCAGAGAACAAAGGCGCUGCUGACGCAACGUUUCCCCUCGUCACGUGACAAGGUCUUGAUGACUCCGGAAAAGCGCGUCAAGCGUCACGUGCCGGGAGUCGCCGCGGGUGGGGGGCGGAGUGGGGCGCUACGGAAGCCGAGAGCGACGCGGCGCGGUGGCGGCGAUGGCUGCGGACGGCGAGCGCUCCCCGCUGCUCCCGGCCGAGUCCGGGGAUGGGAGCGGCGUCGGAGGCUUGGUGGGGCCGGCGGGGCUGGGCUCAGGCACCGCCGCCUCGAACGCUCCGGGGAAGCCGAACCCUCCUCAGGGGUUUCCUUCCUUCGGUGGCAUCAAUGAUGGGGGCCAGGCGGCCGUUUUGCCCGGAGAGGACCCCCCGCCCUACUCUCCGAUGGCCUCCCCAGAGAGCGGCAGUGCUCCCAUGAUCACUUGCAGGGUCUGCCAGAGCCCCAUCAAUGUGGAGGGCAAGAUGCAUCAGCAUGUGGUGAAAUGCAGCGUCUGUAAUGAGGCCACGCCAAUAAAAAAUGCUCCACCUGGUAAAAAGUAUGUGAGAUGCCCGUGCAACUGCCUCUUAAUCUGCAAGGUGACGUCACAGCGUAUUGCUUGUCCUCGGAACUACUGUAAAAGAGUCAUUAAUUUGGGCCCAGUGCAUCCUGGUCCUUUGAGUCCUGAGCCCCAGCCAGUUGGUGUCCGUGUCAACUGUGGCCACUGCAAAAAUAAUUUCUUGUGGACAGAAUUUACAGACCGCACCUUAGCCCGAUGUCCCCACUGCCGGAAAGUCUCCUCCAUUGGGCGCCGCUACCCCCGGAAGAGAUGCUUUUGCUGCUUCCUACUGGGUCUGUUAAUGGCUGUGACAGCAACAGGACUCGCGUUCAGCACAUGGCAGCAAGCCCAGAAGUACAGUGGGAUCUACGCCUCUUGGGCUCUGGUGAUUCUCCUGGCUUUGGUGUGUCUGGGCCGAGCGAUGUACUGGGCCUGCAUGAGGGUCAGCCAUCCUGUCCAGAACUUCUCCUGAGCUUCCUGGAGCUCUUUUCCAUUCCCAGCUGCUGCUGUUGCUGCUGAUGCUUCUCCCAGCAUAUCAUCUGCCAGUCCCACCCACCCUUUUCUUCUUCUCUCCACUUCAGGGCUGGCAUCUUCCGUGCCACCUUCCUGCUGUUCCAGCACCCAUUUUGUUAUCUCAGCUGCUGCAACCCUGCUGCAACUCAGGGUUCCCCCCUAAAGCUGUCACUCUGAGCUUGGCAUGCUACCAGACGUGAACAAUUGCACUUGAAGAACUCAAGAUUGCUUAAGUCUGGGGCUGCCCCGGUGCCAGCAAAAGUUCCCCUCAAAUCCCUUAGGCAACAGAAUCCUGCCUGAACCAAUUUCAAGAGGAGUCAGCUGUGGCUGGAUAUUUUUUUUUCCAGGGGUGGAGAGCAAGAAACUGACAUUCGUUGCUGAGUGCCUCCUUCAGAUGUUGGAACUAUAUGGGGUUGUGCAGGAACAGAUGGGCAGCAGAGUUAGGUGGGAGGUUGAGAUCCUUCAGUUAAAAUAGUCGAAUCCAAGUGGAAACCCCAACAACAAAGGGCUCCUCAGCCACUUGAGCUACACUACAGAGAUUCAGCUGGGACACUGCAAAAGAGCACACAAGAAUCAAUGAACUCAUUCCUGCUGCUGUAACAUUUCUUAGCCGGGGCAGAAUUGGACCAAGCAGUCACUGCUGCAAAGAUCCAUCCCUUGUUCACUGCCCUGCCCUGUCCUGCUGCUGAUCCUUUGUCAUUUGGGCAGCUAUAAAGGACCGCUGAUGAGCUGGGAGGUGAGGCACCUUGUACAAUGAUGGCAAGUUGGAGCCAGAGAUGUGAAUGGCAAACAGCUUGCUGCUAAUUUCCCAUUCCUCUUGGAAGAACUUUGGUUACAUUGUACCCUGGUUUGAGUGCAGUGGAUUCUUCCUUUCUCAAACCUCCUGUCACUUGGUACCACCAAAAUCCAAUCCUAAGGCCUCUCUGCACCUAUUCUGUGACCAGUCCCAAGAUCCAAAGGCCUAAUCCAAAAGAACUUGAGUAGCUUCACAAAAACUUAAUCUUGGGACACUUCCUGCUGUUUUUUCCUUUUCCCCCAUCAACCUUUCCCAUUUUUAAUUAUUUUCCCCUUUGCACAUUCCUUGGUGGAGGACCUUUUCUGCCACUUCUAAGAAACAUAACUUAAAGAGUGGGAUGGGAGGAGGGACCAGCAUCUUAUCCGUUGCCAUGCCACUGAUUUGUGCCUCCAUUAAAAGGAAAAACCCUUCCCAUCACUGCACUGAGACCAUUGAGCUUAACCCAUGUGUUGGGAUAGAAUUCCUUUCCUCUCUUACGCAUCAGUUGGCUUUGUGACUCUAUGAUUUGGUACAGGACAUAAAUGCUCUGUUUGCUUUCCUGCCAAUAAUUCCAUCUUGGGCUUUGCUUUUCUGCUUAAUUUCCAGCCUUCAUUUCUGCAUUUGAUCUGAAAAACUAUUUCCCCCCUCUCCCCAUGCUCCUCCUUCUUCCCAUUCCUGUUCAUAACGUCUCUAGGGGUUGAGCUGGAAGAACUCCAGCCCUUUAGAGAUACUUGGUGUGUGCAGGUACAGGAGAGAAAUGGAUUCAACCCAGGUGGGGAGGCAAGGAGACCCUCAGCAGUGCAACAAAGAAACUGUCUAGUUAAAGGAAAUGUUUCAGUCCAGUUUGUGCCUGUCUGCCUUGGUGUUUCUGUUAACCCAUAUCCCAUCCUUGUCUCAGAUUCUCUUAUUCUCACAUGUCCCCUCAUCCUCCUGGCUUUUGAGCUUGUAGCCUCCGUCUCCUUGCUGUUGCAGCUUGUAUAUACAAAUGAUUAAUGUGUACAUAGAGCUAUUUAAAGAUAACUCCUCCAUGGUGGCUGCCUGCCUGUGUGCCUGCAUUCUCCUCCUCCCUUUUUCUCUCUCUGACACACAGACUUUCUCCUCCUUCAACCAUGAUUAAACUUGUCUGGCGCUCCUUUCCUUCUCUCCACAGGCCAAAGGAGGAAUGAACAAAAAUGAUUGGAUGAUUGUAAAUAAAAGUAGAGAUUCCAUAGA
Molecule: messenger RNA, 3206 nt
Organism: Sceloporus undulatus (fence lizard)
Lineage: Eukaryota; Metazoa; Chordata; Lepidosauria; Squamata; Phrynosomatidae
Gene: PIP4P1
Product: phosphatidylinositol-4,5-bisphosphate 4-phosphatase 1
Exons: 7
Coding region: 333-1178 (281 amino acids)
Biological process (GO): phosphatidylinositol dephosphorylation
Cellular component (GO): plasma membrane; phagocytic vesicle membrane; late endosome membrane
Molecular function (GO): phosphatidylinositol-4,5-bisphosphate 4-phosphatase activity
Source: RefSeq, a predicted model, not a curated record